AUGGAUGGACACAGUAAUACUUCGGUAAUACUACACACUUAUCAGCAACAACAAUCUCAAUUGAUCCCCUCGAUUAUUCCACAAACUCUUCCUGAUGGUUACGGUCUUACGACUACCAUUUCUCAACCUGAUUUUUCCGGAACUAACGCUUUUAUCAAUACGAAUCCCUGGAAUACUACGACGUUCCCAACUUAUAGAGACAAUCAAUACACUAAUGAAGUUUCGGUACUAAAUUACCCAACCGUUUAUGAUGAUUUCUCUAAAGAAUCCACAGCCGGAACACUGUCUGAUCCGUCACUUCAUGGAUCAAAUAGUUCUAGUUCUACUUCUGAUGUUGGAUCAUCUGUUGAUUGCAGUAUUUCGCCCGAACCAAUUCUAAUGCCUUGUGUGAAAAGAGGUCGGCCUACCGAAAAUCCGUGUUGGGCAUAUUUCCACAGAAUCGACGAUCAACUGGUUAAAUGUAGACUUUGUACAAAAGUUGUUCGAUCCGCAUGUGCAACAAAUAUGACGAAGCACUUGGAAAGACAUCAUACUGACGACUAUCAAAAAGUUACUGGACAAUUGAAGCUUUUCCGAAUGAAUGAUGCUGGAAUCCGAAGUAAAAUGCACUAUCAAGUAGCAGACACCCCAUUAACACCGAUUCCCGUUCUACCUAAUUCUUAUGUGCUUCCAAAAAUGGAUCCGAUGGAGGCGUUCGAUGCCUCACAGUACUACACAAUGCAACCAGAUUCAACAGCAAUCAAUGCUCAACCAUUUCCUCAAUUUGACCAACCUCAAACAUCUGCAGAUUCUCAAACUUGGCCUCUGACACAUUUCUGGCCGAAUGGAGCACAGAACAACAUGAUGCCACAGUUGGGAGAACCAUCCACUUCUGCGAUAGGAGCAUCUGUGAUUCAAGAAAUUCGAAAAUUGAAUUUGGAUUCGGAUCAAAAACGUCUGGAACUGGAGAUGGAUCAGAAUAGACGGCUACUGUUAGCACAAAAAGCAGAUGAAAAAGGAAGAGUUGUAAAGACAACUACCAAGCCCUAUCAGAAAAGAAACAGAAAAACAGAGCAUCCGGUAUGGGCAUUUUUCAAAAGAACGGGAGAUGGAAAUGCAGAAUGCAUCAUCUGUCAAGGUGUUGUCAAAUCUCCAUGCUCGUCGAAUUUCAUGCGCCAUUUGAUGCGUCAUCAUUCAACUGAAUACAACGAUGUUUAUUUGAAAUGGAUCGAAAAACGGAAUGUUACACAUCCAGGAAUCCAUUGUACUUCUGUUCCUCCACCGAUAUCCUUCCCCAACAAGGAUAAUGUGAGAACAGAACCAAUUUUUACUGUGAAAUAA
Messenger RNA from Caenorhabditis briggsae, 1320 nucleotides. It is a transcript of the gene Cbr-dpy-20, whose product is annotated as Protein CBR-DPY-20. The record is from RefSeq and is a predicted model, not a curated record. Lineage: Eukaryota; Metazoa; Nematoda; Chromadorea; Rhabditida; Rhabditidae. Bases 1 to 1320 code for a protein of 439 amino acids. Gene Ontology annotation, molecular function: DNA binding. The transcript is spliced from 7 exons.